AUGAAUAGUAAUCGUUUUGCUAACGUUAGCGUGCUUUCACAACAACAGAAUGGACAAAAUAUGACGCAGACAAUGCAACAACAAUCGACAACACCAAUAACUGGUACUACUACAAACUCUACUACAACACAUGGCCAACCUACAUCUGGAACUUUAAAUCCUCCAUCGGUUGGUUCUUUUGGCCAAUUUAGUUCUGGGUUACAAAAUUCACAACAGUUUCAAGGGUUACCUUCUGUAUCAAAUAAUGGAAAUACAUCUCAAAAGGACCCAUCUUGGUUUAACAAUCCAACCAAAAGAGCUAUCCCACAAAAUAUUGUAAAACGUACAAUUAGACCACAAUCAGAUUCUGGAGAAAUUACACAUUCUCAAUCUACUACUGCAUUAUCAAGCAGGUCAGGAUUUGACACUAUGUCAUUUGGAUCAAGAAAAAAUAAACCAAUAUUUAGUAGUUCAAAUCUUCAAUCAUUAAAUACUGAUAACAUUUUAAGCGAUUCUAAUGAAGCUCCUCCAACCGUAUCGAUUCAUGAUUGGCAAAGUGAGGAUCAAUUUGGCAAUGUCAUGGAUUUAGGUGUUAAUGGACAAAAUCAAUUUGAAAAUCAAAGUAUCUUAAUGAGUAACACGGCAACUCCUCGUAAUGAUAAUUCUAAAAAAAUACCGAACUUGUUUAAAAAUUCAAAUGCCUUUGACAGAACACCACAAUCCAAUAUAUUUAAUAAAAAUAAAAUAUCAGAUACUACUGGUAAUGAAGGGUCUAACACCACCACAUCAUCAUCAAUUUUAAGUGAUAAUAAAUCAAAUGGUUCAAAAUUGUUCAAUUUCUUUGGUCCUUCAAAUAAUAAAGGUAAAAGUGGUACACCAGAUCCUUUAUCCCCUACAACUACUGCAUCUACCCAAAGCUUACAGACACAAGCUCAACAAGAAACUGCAAUCAUCGUGUUCGGUUACCCAGAAUCCAUCUCGAACUUAAUCAUAACACAUUUUUCUCAUUUUGGUUCUAUUUUAGAGGAUUUCCAAGUCUUAAGAAGUAUAUCCGGUAUUAAUGUCUCCACUUUGAAGAACAAGAACCAAAAUAGUACAAAUAACAAUGACGAUAGAAAAUAUCCAAUCUUUACAGGUGAAGGCUGGGUAAAAAUUACUUAUGAUUCACGUCAAUCAGCAAUUCGUGCUUUACAAGAAAAUGGAUCGGUAUUUAGCGGAACUCUUAUUGGCUGUGUCCCAUAUAGUAAGAAUGCAGUAGAGAAGCUUGCGUCAUGUAAGAUUGAUAAACUUGAUAAUAUUGGCGAAAAUGAUAUAGCUGUAAGUGGAACAAUCUCACCUUUACAAUCCUUUGGUACUGAGACUAAUGCGUAUGACAUUGAAGACAAAAAUUUUAGACCUUCAUCUUCCAAUGAAAAUAAAUCAACAGAUAAAACUUCACCAAUAAAUAAUGAGAAUAAUCAAAUAAUGCCACAAAAUGUUUUCCUCCCAAAUCACAAACUAACGAUAAAUGAUGGUAAAUCUCUUUUCGUUCAUAAUACAGAUACUAAUAAUCACAAUUUCCUGCAAGAUUUAGAAAACAAGAUGCGUAGACAGGAAACUCCUGUGAAUGCUGGAGACAGAACCCAAAAUAAUGGUGUUCUACAUUCUGUCAAUAACUGGUUAUUUGGUUGGAAUAACCUAUAA
Molecule: messenger RNA, 1662 nt
Organism: Maudiozyma saulgeensis
Lineage: Eukaryota; Fungi; Ascomycota; Saccharomycetes; Saccharomycetales; Saccharomycetaceae
Source: the annotation of a GenBank genome assembly